Molecule: messenger RNA, 1518 nt
Organism: Miscanthus lutarioriparius
Lineage: Eukaryota; Viridiplantae; Streptophyta; Magnoliopsida; Poales; Poaceae
Source: the annotation of a GenBank genome assembly
AUGGCGAUCGGCGCACUGUUACAGCCCUGGAGCUUGCUCGGUUUUCUUGCGGCGCUCAUGGCCCUCUGGUGGGCGUGCCGCGUGCUGGAGUCGACCCUAAUCGUCCCGCGGAGGCUGGGUCGGGCCCUGCAGUCCCAGGGCCUCCGUGGCACCACGUACCGCUUCCCGUUCGGCGACCUCAAGGAGUUAGCGCGAUUGGCCAUGGCUGCCCGGGCCAAGCCCAUGCCGCUCUCGCACGACAUCACGCCGCGCGUGAAUCGCCUCUACUACAACGUCAUCAGGGAACAUGGUAAAAUUUCCGUUACCUGGCUCGGUCCGACGCCGAGGGUGAUCGUGAACGACCCCAAGCUGGUGCGGGAGAUCAUGGCCAACAAGUUUGGUCACUUCCAGAAACGCAAGCACACCGGCAUCGUCAGACGGCUCUCCAACGGGCUGGUGAACCACGAGGGUGAGAAAUGGGCCGCGCACCGCAAGAUCGUCAACCCGGCCUUUCACCUCGAGAAGCUCAACGUAAGAACGUACUCCUACAUCUGGAGAUUGCAGUUGCAGUUGCAGUUGCACAUGAUCGAUUUACGUGUUCUUGUUGAUAUGGUGAAUUUCUUCAGAUUCCUGCCAACACAGCUAAACAGAAGGAUAAAGGCAAAUGCGCGAGAGCUCCAGGCGCUUCUGAGAGGCAUCGUCAGCAAGCGGGAGAGGGCCAUGAAAGAAGGCCGUGCCAACAACGACGACCUGCUCGGCCUGAUGAUGGAAUCCAACAUUGCCGAGACCAAACAGGCCGGGAACUCCAAGCCAAUCAUGACCAUGGACGACAUCAUCGGGGAGCUGAAGCUGUUCUACUUCGCCGGGAUGGACACCACCGCUGUGCUGCUCACGUGGACGAUGGUCCUCCUGAGUGUGCACCCGGAGUGGCAGCACCGAGCGAGGGAGGAAGUUCAAAGUGUCUUGGGAGACAACCAGCCGGACUUGGACGGCAUACAGCAGCUGAAAAUCGUCAGUACUCGCUCGCCGGCCUGUGCUCUGCUCUGCUCCCACGACUUCUCACGGAAAUGGAAGUCUGACACGGUCGUUUCUGUCCUUGUUUGGUCCUUGCAGGUGACCAUGAUACUGUACGAGGUUCUCAGGCUGUACCCGCCAGUGGUGCAACUGGAUCGGCAGACGUACAAGGAGGUGGAGCUGGGCGGCGUCACGUACCCGCCUGGGGUGCUACUCUCGCUACCGAUCGUCUUCAUUCACCACGACAAGGAUGUGUGGGGAGAGGACGCCGACGAGUUCAGACCGGAGAGGUUCAAGGACGGCAUCUCCAGGGCGUCCAAGGACUCGCCGGCAUUCUUCCCGUUCGGCUGGGGUCCAAGGAUCUGCGUGGGCCAGAGCUUCGCGCUGGUCGAGGCCAAGAUGGCGCUCAGCAGCAUCCUGCAGCACUUCUCCUUCGGUCUCUCGCAGUCCUACACUCACGCACCGUUCCCGGUGUCCACUUUGCAGCCGGAACACGGGGCGCAUAUCAUGCUCAAGAAACUCUAG